GACGGACAGACAGCCAUGGUGGCUGCUGCCUUCACGGACCUCCUCCUCUUCCUCCUCCUCCUCCUCCUCCUCCACCCGCACUGAAUCACGGAAAAACCCCAGGAUGAAGCGUCUGUCGCUGCUCUGCUCUGAACCGCUCUUCUCUGGUGCAGCAGUAUAGUUAUGGUGUAUGCCCAGUCAUCAAACACAGUUGGUGUCAAUCCCUCCCUUUACUCUCCAUCUUUCAUGUAUCAGAUGUCAUUUAACUACUCUGAGAGGGAAAACUCGACUGUCCUGGCAACCUUACCCACAACUCCCCUCUGCAGCCUCGAGGACUCGUCCUCUGGCCAGCCGAACAGGACCUCUGUCUCCUAUGAGCUGACUUCAGGCGAGGUCGCCGUCCUGGGCUUGGUGUUCGGGGUUCUCUGGCUGGUCUCCAUCCUGGGAAAUGCCCUCGUCUGCCUGGUCAUCCACCGGAGCCGACGGACUCAGUCCACCACCAACUACUUUGUGGUGUCUAUGGCCUGUGCAGACCUGCUCAUGAGCCUGGGUUGCGCCCCCUUCGUCCUCCUGCAGGUCGCCUCGGGACGAUGGCCGCUGAGCGCCGCUGCCUGCAAGGCUGUGCGCUACCUGCAGCACCUCUGCCCUGGUGUGCAGGUCUGUGUCCUGCUUUCCAUCUCUGUAGACCGCUUCUAUACAAUCGUCUACCCCCUCAGCUUCAAGGUGUCCAGAGAGAAGGCGAAGAAGAUGAUCCUGGCCUCGUGGCUGUUUGAUGCAGCCUUCGUGACACCCUGCCUCUUCUUCUAUGGAUCCACAUCUACAGGCAGCAGCCAUUGUGACUUUUUCCUUCCAGACAGCUGGGGUAGUAUAGCCUACGCCGCAGUUCACCUCCUGUUCGGUUUUUUGGUCCCAGUGGCGCUGAUCGUGUCAUUCUACCAGCGGGUGGUCCGCUACAUCUGGAGGAUCAGUGCUGAUGGACACACGGUGCGCCGGACAAUGAACAUCGUCCCACGGACUAAAGUCAAGACCAUCAAGAUGUUCCUCAUGCUCAAUUCAGUUUUCUUCCUCACUUGGACGCCCUUCUACAUCGCCCAGCUGUGGCACCCGAGGGAGUCUGAUGGACCCAGUAGGCAGGGGCUGCUGUUCUUCACGGCCAUCGCCUGGGUUUCCUUCAGCUCCACAGCGUCCAAGCCAACCCUGUACUCUGUCUUCAAUGCAAACUUCAGAAGGGGCAUGAGGGAGACCUUCUGCAUGUCAUCCAUGAAAUGCUACCGCAGUAAUGCGUACACCAUCACGGCAAGCUCUCGGAUGGCCAAAAGGAACUAUAUUGGGGUGGUGGACAUCCCAGUGCAAGCAAAGACGGUCACCAAGGACUCAGUUUAUGAUACAUUUGACCGAGAAGCAAAGGAAAAGAAGGUAGCCUGGCCCACUAAUGCCAACCCUCCAAAUACUUUUGUCUAAGUGAGUUUGGACGGUUUUGAACCUGUGAACAUACAAAAAUGAACUAGUCUCAAACUUUAUUCUUCAACAGCACAACGUCAGUGUUGGCAGGUGAGCUCGCUAGGGACUAGCAUGCUAGCCCUGUAUUCAACUAAGACAAAAACUCACAGAAUGUGUUAUGUUUGUAUAAAGGGCUUUUUUUCCUGAUGUAACACACCUUCUGGCAGCCAUAUUGGAGGUUCUCAACAGCUGUGAACAGCUAGCUGUUUUUAUACUUCAGAUUUUAAUCAUAAUUUAUUUCUGUGCUGUGUUUUGAUGGAUUGCUUUGUCAUUGAUGCAUCAGAUUUUGUGUUUUGAUAAUGUCAGCUUGUUAGCUAGCUAACAGUCUGUGGCCAUCUAUCAGUGACCUGUUGUAAAUGAAUCUGAUUUGCUGCAGUAAUGUAUGUGGUAGAAACUGACAUUAGUAGUGGCUACUAGCCGUAUGUUGACAUUGACAUUAUCUGCUUUGCUACAUUAAGAGUAAUGGUGAGUUGGCUAGCUAACAAAGCCCUUAAUCUAUAGUUUGUCAAGGUUAACUGAGCUGACUCAUCUCAAAGUAAAACAGUGUUGUCUAAUUAAGAGUAAUGGAGACUGCGGAGUUGCAAAGUGGGAGGAGGUAGUUUUCAGGGUUUCAGAAGUAAAAGUCACUGUAAUUUUUUACAAAGACAAUGUCAGGUGAGUGUUUCCAAGGCUAAAAACAACAAAACAACUGUGUUAGAAAAUAUCUGGUUCUUUGAUAAAAAGUCAAAUGAAGAUUGUUGUGUGUUCUGCUAACAGAGAGCUGAAGAUAAAGAUUGUAGCUAAAGCUAAUUAUACUUUGUAGAAAUCUGAUAAAACAUUCAACAGUUUAAAUCAAUUCAAUUUCAAAUUCUGGAUCAGUUUUGGAUGAAUUCGGCAACUACAUAUAUGGCUAAAACAUGAUUCAGCAAACCCUGCAAUAUAUUCAAUGACAACAGUUUUUUUUACCUCCAGUGCGUACUUUUCAAAAUUCUUACUUACUACAAUAUCUGCGCAAGGGUAGGAAAACAUUGUGGUUAUGGGAAAUAAACUAUGGUUAAAGUAUGGUUAGGAUUAGGCAACUAAAACACUUGGUUAAAGUUUAGGGAAGAUUGGGGUUUAUAAAAAAGCAAACAUGAAUUGAUGGUCUGUGACAGGACGUGAACUCUGGUCUCCUGUCAGACACCCACCAUCUUGAUCCCCAGUACUACUACUUACUUAAUAUUGGCAUUGGACGUAAAUUGUGAGGUCCAAUAUGGACGUAAUUUCUUGAGUAAUGGGCUGGAAGCAAAGUUGAAAAUACCUCCCACCUUGCAACUCAAUAGACAGCAGAAGUCCUGCAGCUAGAUGCUGCUGAAUACUGUAUUUUUCCAGAAGUUUUCUUUCAUUUCAUGAAAAGCUGAAUGACAGCUGUUUUUGAAACUAAUUGCUCUUUAACAUAUCCAUCAAAUUAAAUAGGUAUCUAUCUGCAAAUAGAUCAUGCAGUUGAUGAAUUAUGCUUCGACUUAUAUCUAAUUUUUCUCCCCCUGCGCUGUAAGGACUUCUCGACUGUGUUGGCUUAAAAGUUCUAAGUUCAUUCUUGACCUUGGAAACAGUAGCUGAUAAAAAAAAUAAAUAAUUUCCCCGUAAAAAAGGUCAAUUUAUUAAUUAUUUAUUUAGUAUUUAUGCUGUUUCCAAGUAUUUGUUGUUUUUGAACCUAUGCUUCUAAGCCAACAUGGACUGUAGGAGUCCUUACAGUGCUCAGAGCAUAGCUAGCUAGCUAGCUCGCUCGCUAUGUAAAUGCUAGCCACAUUUAUGACAAAAUAGCAACAGAAAAAUGGCCAAAAAGUUAAAUCUUUGUUAGAAAUGUAUUGAUAAGGGUUCUCAUCAAGUAAAUAGACCAUUUAUAGGGAGCCUUGAAGUCUUGAAUGUUUUUUAAUCUUGUGUGCACACGAUUAAAAAAUAUUAAAAUUUGGGACUUUGGGGCUCAGUACACGUAAGUUAGCAUACUCCAGUACAAAGUUUCAGCUAACAAUGAAAGAAAACAGCUUUGCAAAAAUACAUUGUGAAACAGGCUGAUCGAUCAGAAGCUAGCCCGAAAGUGUGGUGGGAUUUUGGCUCUUUGCAGACGACAGAUGACUGUCAGAGUAAAACAAACUUGGUCAAAUUAUUAACUCUCACGUUUCACUACACCACAACAAGCUUGGCCUUUUUCUAGUUUUAACAGACAUGGUCGCUGGGAGAUUUUGACACAAAACCUCUACAUAUACACCGGACCACCAGCUGAACCUCAAACACAUGUAGAUAAUAAUUAAUAAGUAUAUUAGUUUAAAGGAUUUCUCAGGUAGUGCAGUCUGCAGUCAGUGGCCUACCCUUAUUUUACAAAUGCUGACAAUGAAAAAAGACUUAGGAGAGAAUUAAUUUGUAAUAUUUGUCACACAUGAAGUUAUAUUCACUAAACUAGGGAUUAAAGACUCUGGUGCUGCGGUGCCAGUAUCUUUCAGAGCUCCAAUAACUUUGUCUGGAGAACUGUACGCUCUUUGCUAUGAUCAAAAUAGAGAUAAAUGAAUCCAUAAAUACUCACCUAGCAUUUAUGAUACUCUCUACUAUAGUAGAGUUACGGACAUUUAUAAAACUCUGCUAUGGUAGGAAUUCCACGUGGUUUUAGAUUCACCAAUUUUAGAUGAAAUUUACGAGCAUUUAUGAAACUCUACUGGGGAGUUAUUCUUCUUUUCCAUGUGGUUUCAGAUUUGUCCCCAAAUUAAAAGUAUCUUGAGAAAUGUUGCAGCUUCAGGUUUUCGAAAUCCUUCUUCAUGUUUUCUUAUUUAUUCAUCACAGUUUUGUCACAGUGUACGUGUUAACGUGCUUUACACUAGAUACUAUAGAGUCCUAAUUGUUUAAUUACUCAGCUAUAUACUUUUGAAUGUUAAUAGCAUGCUAACAUACUAACAUGGACAUACUAUGUUAACUGCUCACAGUAUGCACAUACUAACAUUAGCAUAUGCUAACAUGCUAAACAUUGCAUGCUUAAUGUCAGUAUGGUUUCUGCUUCCCAAGGACUCACAACACUCAUCAGGUACUUUGUCUGUACAUGAUCAGUUUGGGCUCCAAACGUUUUACUUUUCCAAAUGUAAUAAAGUAGAAUUGUAAAGUGGUGCAGUUCACAGCGUUCGGAGUCCUUGAGAAGCUGAAAAUCGGUUACAGUUGUUUGAACUCCUGGACAAGAAACGUGUGUCUUUUGCACAUUAAUGUCAGUAUGUUGACAUGCUAGCACUGAGACCAAACCACAGCUGAGGCUGAUGACAGUUGGGCCAAAUCUGUAGAGAUUUUUUUUAAAAUGGCCGCCGUACUGAAGAUAAACCAUUUAGAUUUAGGGAACAUGAACUUUCCUCUGCCGCCACCCGGGGGAAAGAUCUAAGAAUAGAAAAGCUGUUUGUCCGGUUUUGUUUUGUGGUGAGCAAUAAACAGACAUUUAGUCUUGUUACAUUAUUUUAAAGAAAGUGGAGGAGGUACAGUUUUCCAGACAUCAGAUUAAUGUGACUCCACACAGAAGCUGCUGCUGCACCAGAGUCUGAUCCACCUGUCCAAAGAUGAUUCUCACCUGUCUCAGCUAACACUUUACCUGCUUGUAAAAAAAAAAAACACAUCGACAUCGUGUGAUGAAACGUCUUUGAAUCUUUCUGUAAACUGUCAGCUAUACUGUGAUUUGAAGGUCCAUGCUUUAUCCUUAAAAUGAAUUCAGUUAUAACAUGAGAUGCAUAUACAUUACCAAUGUUUUGAAGUGUGUCAAGAUAAUGUGCUAUGUACAAAUAAAUUAUUCUUUUAUCAUUUUAAAUAAAUUUAGAAAAUCAGCAAAAAGCAAAGACA
Messenger RNA from Siniperca chuatsi (mandarin fish), 5301 nucleotides. RefSeq names its product G protein-coupled receptor 19 (gene gpr19). Gene Ontology annotation, biological process: G protein-coupled receptor signaling pathway. The transcript is spliced from 2 exons. The record is from RefSeq and is a predicted model, not a curated record. Lineage: Eukaryota; Metazoa; Chordata; Actinopteri; Centrarchiformes; Sinipercidae. Gene Ontology annotation, molecular function: neuropeptide receptor activity. Gene Ontology annotation, cellular component: plasma membrane. Bases 163 to 1440 code for a protein of 425 amino acids.